Molecule: messenger RNA, 976 nt
Organism: Salmo salar (Atlantic salmon)
Lineage: Eukaryota; Metazoa; Chordata; Actinopteri; Salmoniformes; Salmonidae
Gene: pigh
Product: phosphatidylinositol glycan anchor biosynthesis, class H
Biological process (GO): GPI anchor biosynthetic process
Cellular component (GO): glycosylphosphatidylinositol-N-acetylglucosaminyltransferase (GPI-GnT) complex
Source: RefSeq, marked provisional
GAAGUAAACUACUAGCGUAUGAAAAUAUGUUAGUCAUUGUUAAUUUUGUUUCGUUUUUUUCAGUCUCCACAUUGUUAGCUAGCUAGUAAGCUGUUUACUCACUGAAGACGUUAGAGCUAGCCUACAUUAGUUAGACGAUAGCUAACGUUAGCUAGACAUCACUCCAUUUCCAGCUAUUGAUAUUCAGUAAUUCAGAGUUUAUGCAGAACGGUGACCAGCAUUACAGCAUGGAAGAUGAAACCUACACGGACAUCGACGGCAAGGCCAUCUCUCUGGAGUGUCAAAGUCACUCGGGUUUCUGCAGGGAGUUCACGGUUAGCUCGGCUAAAGUCUCCAUAGGCAGAGUGAUGGCUUACACUUGCGCCGUCUGGCUAUCGGCCUACAUCAUAUUCUUCGUCACUGAGAACACAGCCGUUCUCUCCAGUGCCAUAAUCAUCACCCUGGUCGGUAUGAUGGUUCACAUCCACUUUGUGAAGGUGGACCAUGAGACGCUGCUCAUCAUUGGUUCCCUGGGUGUCCAGGUGUCUUCUAGCUACGCCUCCGGCAGGGAGUCUACAGACUUCAUAGAGAUGGGGAAGAUCAAAGACAUAGUGAUUAAUGAAGCUAUUCACAUGCAAACAGUCAUCUACUACCUUUGCAUCCUGUUGAAGGACCCCUCAGAUCCAGAGGCAGUGUCUAGCGUGGUCCCGCUCUUUCAGAGCUCAAAACCAAGGCUGAACUGCCUGGUCAAAGUGUACAAGAGCUGCCAGGAGAUUCUAGCUAAGUGCUGAUGGUGAUAAUGUCAUCCUGGUCACCAGGCAUCUGGGUGAACCACAUUGACGUCAUGUUGGAAAAGCACAGUCGCUGACAUCACUGCAUACCAAUGCUUCAAACCACUGACUUCACCGCAUACCAAGUCAUGCAACAUGUUUUGAAUAUUUCUCUGAUUAUGUUAUCAAUUCUCAAUGGAAAGAAAAACUGAUGAUACACCUGUCAA